AUGAAACUAAGGUAAACGAUUAAUUUGAUUCUGAUCAUUAAAUUCAUAUUAAAAUAGAAUAAAUAACUUAGGAGAGUGAAGAUAAAAAUUUAGAAACUUAAAGAAAAUAAAGAAGGUAUAAUCAAUUUCAUUAUUAUUUAGGUUCAGCAUUAUCUACUCAUUCCUAUUUCUCAAAUAAUCUAAGCAAACUAAAGAAAUAUUAAGAGGCAAUUAAGUGUUACGAGAAAGCCAUUUCCAUUAAUCCUAAAGAAUCUGCAUGGAGUAAUAAAGAUAAAUUAAUUAAUAAUUCAGGCGCUACACUACAUAAAUUAAAGAAUUACAAGGAUGCCGUCUAAUGUUAAGAUCAAGCUCUUUCAAUUUACACUAAAUCUAUAAGACUAAAACGAAAAGGUACACCAUUGUUAAUUUAAUUUUAAUAUAGCUGA
This is a messenger RNA of Paramecium pentaurelia, 425 nucleotides long. NCBI's taxonomy places the organism in Eukaryota, Ciliophora, Oligohymenophorea, Peniculida, Parameciidae. The record is from the annotation of a GenBank genome assembly.